This is a messenger RNA of Perognathus longimembris pacificus (Pacific pocket mouse), 787 nucleotides long. RefSeq names its product ribosomal protein L31 (gene Rpl31). Gene Ontology annotation, molecular function: structural constituent of ribosome. Gene Ontology annotation, cellular component: ribosome; cytosolic large ribosomal subunit. The transcript is spliced from 5 exons. Gene Ontology annotation, biological process: cytoplasmic translation. Bases 108 to 485 code for a protein of 125 amino acids. NCBI's taxonomy places the organism in Eukaryota, Metazoa, Chordata, Mammalia, Rodentia, Heteromyidae. The record is from RefSeq and is a predicted model, not a curated record.
CCUCUCCCCCGCCUUCCGACGCCAGGUGACCCGGAAGUCUUCCUUGGGUCGCGACUUUCCCUCCCACAAUCCGUAGCGCUCUUCCUUUCCAGCUUGGGCCCGGCAGAAUGGCUCCCGCAAAGAAGGGUGGUGAGAAGAAGAAGGGCCGUUCUGCCAUCAACGAGGUGGUGACCCGAGAAUACACCAUCAACAUUCACAAGCGCAUCCAUGGAGUAGGCUUUAAGAAGCGGGCCCCUCGUGCACUCAAAGAGAUCCGGAAGUUCGCCAUGAAGGAGAUGGGGACUCCAGAUGUGCGCAUUGAUACCAGGCUCAACAAAGCUGUCUGGGCCAAAGGAAUAAGGAAUGUCCCCUAUCGGAUCCGUGUGCGCCUGUCCAGGAAACGCAAUGAAGAUGAAGACUCCCCAAACAAGCUCUAUACUCUGGUGACCUAUGUCCCAGUCACCACGUUCAAAAAUCUACAGACAGUCAAUGUGGACGAGAACUAGCCAGUGAGUGUCAAAUAAAGCUAUAAAACUGCUUUCAUGUUUGGGGUUUCCUUUUUUUGUAAAUGUAUUUCUCUAAUGCUCUAACCUGGAGAACUCCUGUGAAUUCCUAUGCUACCUGGCCCUCAAGCAGAGUUGAAGGCUUUUUAAAAGGAGAUUCUGAUUUAAGAAAAUGGUGCUAGAGGUAGAGGAUUGGGAAAGUUAAACCAACAUGAAGGGUUUGGUUGCUUUGGGCCACUUCACACGUUUUAAGAAACUCUGCAAUGGUCCAUCUACAGAUGUAGUGAAAUAAAUGGCUGCAUGGC